Linum tenue is the source of this 4213-nucleotide messenger RNA. Lineage: Eukaryota; Viridiplantae; Streptophyta; Magnoliopsida; Malpighiales; Linaceae. The record is from the annotation of a GenBank genome assembly.
CUUUGUUUUUCUCUCUUUCAAACGACUGGUUGUUUUAUCGUCUACAACACUCACAAACAGCAAACACAAUCAUAAAACCCCUUUCUCUUCUUUUCCCCCCUCUUCCUUCUAGAAAAAUUUUCCCUCUUUUUUCCCCCCUUCUCCCUCCCUCUCUCUUAGGGUUUCGGAGGCCGCUCCACUGCGGGGACUAGGUAGAGAUUGGUGUAGAGAAGAGAGAUUGCUCAACACUGCUCUGCUUGCGCCACGGCUCUUUCUGUUUGUUCUUGUUCUUAGGGUUUAUCAGUAAUCCCAGUCAAAUCCUCGAUAAACCCCUCCAGAAAAUGGCGUCCCUCGCCCUGGCCGCCGAACGACUCAGGGAUUUGUCCCAGCCUAUUGAUGUCUCCUUGCUCGAUGCCACCGUCGGUGCUUUCUACGGCACUGGAUCUAAGGACGAGAGAGCAGCAGCGGAUAGGAUUUUGCAGGAAUUGCAAGGUAAUCCAGACAUGUGGCUCCAAGUGGUGCACAUUUUGCAGAACACAAAGAAUAUGAAUACCAAGUUCUUUGCCUUGCAGGUCCUAGAGGGUGUUAUAAAGUACAGAUGGAAUGCAUUGCCAGGAGAGCAACGAGAUGGGAUGAAGAACUACAUAUCUGAAGUCAUCGUGCAGCUUUCAAGUAAUGAGAGUUCUUUUCGUCAAGAAAGGCUGUACGUGAACAAGCUCAAUGUCAUUUUAGUCCAGAUUUUGAAGCAUGAAUGGCCAUCUAGGUGGCGUAGUUUUAUUCCUGAUCUAGUAGCAGCUGCAAAAACCAGUGAAACAAUUUGUGAGAAUUGCAUGGCAAUUUUGAAACUUCUGAGUGAAGAAGUUUUUGAUUUCUCUCGAGGGGAGAUGACCCAGCAAAAGAUAAAGGAACUUAAACAAUCCUUGAACAGCGAGUUUCAACUCAUUCAUGAGUUAUGCUUAUACGUACUUUCGGCAUCUCAAAGAACAGAGCUCAUUCGAGCAACACUGUCUACUCUACAUGCUUUUCUUUCUUGGAUCCCGUUGGGCUACAUUUUUGAAUCCCCGCUGUUGGAAACACUUCUGAAGUAUUUCCCAAUGGCAUCAUAUCGAAAUCUGGCCCUCCAGUGUCUGACCGAGGUUGCUGCUCUUAGUUUUGGCGACUUUUACAAUGUGCAGUAUGUCACGAUGUACAACUUUUUCAUGGUCCAGUUGCAGGUCAUACUCCCACCGGCCACUAGUAUUCCAGAUGCAUACACUAAUGGAUCUAGUGAAGAGCAGGCCUUUAUUCAGAAUUUGGCGCUGUUUUUUACUUCCUUUUACAAGGCAAGUUUCCUCUCUAGAUUCUCUUUACAAUUGCUAAUGAUGCCACAUCAAGUGUUUGGAGAUGAUGAACAUAAUUACUUUUGUUACAUUGUGGAGGACGAUAUUAAAUAUCCUGGUGCUCAUAUCCGGAUACUGGAGUCUACCCAGGAAAAUAUGUCUGCUCUUCUAAUGGGUCUUGAAUAUCUCAUUAACAUAUCAUAUGUUGAUGACACUGAAGUUUUCAAGGUUUGCUUGGAUUAUUGGAACUCCUUGGUGUUGGAGCUCUUUGAGGCCCAUCAUAAUUUGGACAAUCCUGCAGCUACUGCGAACAUGAUGGGGCUGCAGGUGCCUUUGCUUCAUGGCCUAGUUGAUGGCAUAGGUUCUCAAAUCGUGCAGCGGAGGCAGCUUUAUGCUGGUACAAUGUCGAAGUUGCGAAUGCUUAUGAUCUGUCGUAUGGCUAAACCUGAAGAGGUUCUAAUAGUCGAAGAUGAAAAUGGAAAUAUUGUUCGUGAAACCUUGAAAGACAAUGAUGUGCUUGUUCAAUACAAGAUCAUGCGAGAAACGUUGAUCUACUUGUCACAUCUUGAUCAUGAAGACACAGAAAAGCAGAUGCUGAAAAAGUUGAGCAAACAAUUAACUGGGGAGGAUUGGAGUUGGAACAACUUAAACACUCUAUGCUGGGCGAUAGGGUCCAUCUCUGGUUCCAUGAUGGAAGAACAGGAAAACAGAUUUCUGGUUAUGGUCAUCCGUGACUUGUUGAAUUUGUGCGAAAUCACAAAAGGAAAAGACAACAAAGCUGUUAUUGCAAGCAACAUCAUGUAUGUUGUUGGACAGUAUCCACGAUUUCUUAGAGCUCAUUGGAAGUUUCUGAAGACUGUAGUCAAUAAACUGUUUGAGUUCAUGCAUGAGACUCACCCAGGAGUUCAGGAUAUGGCUUGUGACACCUUCCUGAAAAUUGUUCAGAAAUGCAAGCGCAAGUUUGUUAUCGUACAGGUUGGGGAAAGCGAACCCUUCGUAUCUGAACUUUUGUCUGGCCUUGCAACCACUGUUGGUGAUCUUGAGCCUCAUCAAAUUCAUUCAUUCUAUGAAUCUGUUGGACAUAUGAUUCAUGCAGAAUCUGAUCCACAGAAGAGAGAUGAAUAUUUGCAGAGGCUCAUGAAUCUGCCAAACGAGAAAUGGGCUGAGAUUAUAGCGUCUGCUCGUCAAAGUGUCGAUUUUCUGAAAGAUCAAGAUGUGAUUCGAACUGUUCUUAAUAUACUGCAGACAAAUACCAGUGCCGCAACUUCUCUUGGAACUUGCUUCUUACCCCAGAUAUCUCUGAUCUUUUUGGACAUGCUUAAUGUGUACAGAAUGUAUAGUGAGCUUAUAUCAAGUACUAUUGCAAAUGGUGGGCCUUUUGCGUCACGAACAUCAUAUGUAAAACUAUUAAGGUCCGUUAAAAGGGAAACACUUAAGCUCAUUGAGACGUUUUUGGACAAGGCUGAGGAUCAGCCUCAGAUUGGGAAGCAAUUUGUGCCUCCAAUGAUGGAUCCUGUUCUUGGAGACUAUGCUAGAAAUUUGCCUGAUGCUAGAGAAUCUGAGGUUCUCUCACUCUUUGCGACCAUUAUAAACAAGUAUAAGGCUACAAUGAUAGAUGACGUUCCUCGCAUUUUCGAAGCCGUCUUUCAGUGUACUUUGGAGAUGAUUACCAAAAAUUUCGAAGACUACCCCGAGCAUCGCCUCAAGUUCUUUUCACUACUUCGGGCAAUUGCAACCCACUGUUUUCCUGCUUUGAUUCAUUUGUCCAGUCCGCAAUUGAAGCUGGUAAUGGAUUCAAUUAUAUGGGCUUUCCGGCAUACAGAGCGGAAUAUAGCCGAGACAGGGUUGAACUUGUUAUUAGAGAUGCUCAAGAACUUCCAGGCGUCAGAGUUCUGUAAUCAGUUCUACCAGACCUACUUUGUGACGAUUGAGCAGGAGACAUUUGCAGUGCUGACGGACACAUUUCACAAACCUGGCUUUAAGCUGCAUGUCUUGGUGCUACAGCACUUGUUCUGCUUGGUUGAGAGUGGGGCGCUGACAGAGCCUUUGUGGGAUGCUGCAACUGUUCCUUAUCCUUACCCGAAUAACGCAAUGUUUGUUCGAGAGUAUACAAUCAAGCUAUUGGGCACGUCGUUCCCCAAUAUGACUGUAGCAGAGGUUGGUCAAUUUGUGAAUGGGCUAUUUGAAUCGAGAAACGAGUUAUCAGGAUUCAAAGAUCGUAUUAGAGAUUUCCUUGUGCAAUCAAAAGAAUUUUCAGCUCAGGACAAUAAGGACCUUUAUGCUGAAGAGGCUGCUGCUCAGAGGGAAAGAGAGAGGCAGCGGAUGCUUUCUAUUCCGGGGCUUAUUGCCCCUAAUGAGAUACAAGACGAGAUGUUGGAUUCGUAGAAGGCUUUUUCCCCUCGAUAGAGCAGCAUAGUUUUUCUGUGGGUGAAUUUGGGAGAGGUUCCGUGUCGGGGUAAGAUGAUUCCAGUUUCGUAAGGAGGAAAUGAAUGUUGAAUUGGAUAUACCACAUCUACAGUUUCCCCUAGAUGCCCCCUGAAAGUUUUCAAUUGGUAAUGGAAGGAGUGAAUAUUUGAGCGGAAGAGUGAUGUUGGGCAUAUUGCCAAAAGGGAUGUUUGGGUCAAUUAGAUGGCUUUUGGGCUGUAGAGUUGGUAGCUUGCUAAUGUAGGGAAAAGAAGAUGAUAUUGGUUUAUAGUCGAGGGUUCAUUUGUACGGGUUUUGUAGGGUGGGGAUCCAGCUUCGUACCUGUAUAAUUCGAUAAUCAUGAUCACUGGUAGCGUGGGGAUCAAGCUGUUUAAAAGCUGCCUCUCUGUUUUUUUGGUUUUCCAUCACUUCAUCUGAUGAAUCUUUAUUUAGGCAUAAUGUGACCAUGGGAAAAUUCAAAAAUACUAACAAUUGGUGGGUUGUGCAGAACU